Penicillium malachiteum is the source of this 3426-nucleotide messenger RNA. RefSeq names its product DNA-dependent ATPase RAD26. The transcript has a single exon. NCBI's taxonomy places the organism in Eukaryota, Fungi, Ascomycota, Eurotiomycetes, Eurotiales, Aspergillaceae. Gene Ontology annotation, molecular function: ATP binding; ATP-dependent chromatin remodeler activity. The record is from RefSeq and is a predicted model, not a curated record. Gene Ontology annotation, biological process: transcription-coupled nucleotide-excision repair. The coding region runs from base 1 to 3426 and encodes 1141 amino acids. Gene Ontology annotation, cellular component: nucleus.
AUGACCCGGAUGUCUUCCUCACCGCCUGCGCAGGCGCAGGAUGAUGAGGCGGCUCGUCUACAGGCUCUUGGUGUCGAUGUGCAAAACCAAGAUGACCUUGAGAAAGAUGUUGCUGAAACUGCCGACAAGUUACUUGCGGCUCUCGCCGAAGAAAACGAGACCAAACGCAUGGAAAAGGCCCUCCGAGAAAAGGACCGCGUAGAUACACAGAUUCGACAGAUCGAACUUCGCCUGGCUCAACCGGUCACCCAUGCCACCAAGCAGCGUCUUCAAACCGAGCUGAACCGACUCAAGGCAAGCCAAGCUGGAUUUAUCAAAGAUGUGGGCGAAAUUCAAGAACGAAUCGACGGGCAGCGCGAGGCCCAGCAAACAGCGCCUACAACCUCUGGUGGCCGAUUGCCAAACGAGUCCCGACGCGAUUACCUCCUGCGCACCGGGCAGAUCACGCCCUUUGAGACCGUCGAGAGUGAUGCCACUGCAGGACCGAGUACGACACUCCAUGAUGUCCUCGCCGACGCUGUGGACAAACAGACAGCCGAAGAAGAACAAGAAAAAGCGCGCAAGGAUGCUUCCCACCGCAACCUGACUCGUCCUGAUCUUGCUUUCGCAGACGUCACGAAAACCGACCAAGCUGAACCAAGCCGCAAGCGUCGCAAACUUGAUACGACCGCGUCCACCUCAGCGACUCGGGAUUCCUCUCGGUUUCACAAGAGGCGCACUUCGAUUUCUUCUUCGUCUAGUUAUGUUGCCUCCCCCACGUCAGAGGAUGACGACGACUACAUGCCCGACACCCUUCCUGAAAAAAGUGGACCUGCCAAGCGUAAAGCAAAGAAGGCCACUAGCACCAAAAACCAAAGUGAGCUUCAAGCCCUCGGUAGCGUCGAUGACGGAAAGGAAUCCGUCUACAAGAAACGCCUGGAGAUAUGGACUCGCACACGGAGUAUCUUCCGCCAGCAAGAACACCCCGAAGCUGAAGACGAUUCCGAUAAACCAGAGUGGGAGAAAUGCCACCCCAAAUAUCCGGAUCUCGAGCUUUCUCAUGAUCUCAAAAUCCCUGGUGAUAUUGCGCAUCAUCUUUUCCCAUAUCAAAAGACAGGUGUACAGUGGCUCUGGGAACUUCAUCAGCAGUCUAUUGGGGGUAUCGUUGGAGAUGAGAUGGGCCUGGGCAAGACCGUACAGGCAAUCACUUAUCUUGCAGCGCUACAUCACAGCGGAAAGUACUCCAAGCCCUCGAUUGUCGUCUGCCCCGCGACUCUCAUGGCGCAGUGGGUGGCCGAGUUUCAUCAGUGGUGGCCACCUUUCCGCGUCUCAAUCUUGCAUUCGUCUGGCAGCGGUAUGAUUAAUCUGAAAAGGGAAAAGCACCAAGAGGAAACGGAUGAAGAGGAUGAUGCUUCGCCAAGCACUCGUUUUCUCUCCUCAAGCAAGAAGGCAGCCAAGAAAAUUCUGAAACGUGUUAUGGAAGACGGUCAUGUGCUGGUGACGACCUAUUCUGGUCUUGAGACUUAUGCCGACCAGCUUGUGGGUGUCGAGUGGGGAUGUGCGAUUCUUGAUGAAGGACAUAAGAUCCGCAAUCCCGAUGCCGCGAUGACUCUCAGCGCCAAGGAAUUACAGACACACCAUCGCAUCAUUCUCUCCGGGACUCCGAUUCAAAACAGCCUGAUCGAUCUCUGGUCCCUGUUCGAUUUCGUUUACCCAAUGCGACUCGGCAACCUGGUUUCCUUCAAGAACCAGUUUGACACCCCAAUUCGCCAAGGUGGAUACGCCUCUGCUACCAAUCUUGAAGUUCAGACGGCCAUCAAAUGCGCCGAGACAUUGAAAGACGCGAUCAGUCCUUAUCUUUUGCAACGCUACAAGACUGAUGUCGCCUCUGAUCUGCCCCAAAAGAAAGAGCAAGUCAUUUUCUGCAAAUUGAACUCCUACCAACGUACCAUGUACAACCGGUAUCUGUCAUCCAAGGACAUGGAGGCCAUCCACAAGGGGAAAAUCAAGUCCUUCUCCGGUAUUGAUACCCUCCAAAAGAUCUGCAAUCACCCGGACCUUGCCACAGGUGACAUUAAGCCUGAGGAUAAAGAGUACGGCCACGAGGAUCGUUCCACCAAGUUGCAAGUCCUGAAAAGCUUACUUCAGCUCUGGAAGGACACCGGCCACAAGACGUUGCUCUUUGCUCAGACCGUUCAGAUGCUCAACAUCCUGGAGAAGUUUAUUAAUUCUCUGGGCGGAUUCUCUUGCCGUCGAAUGGAUGGAUCCACUCAAAUUUCCAAGCGUCAGGGCAUGGUCGAAGAGUUCAACAUGGAUCCCAACCUACACGUCUUUCUCAUGACCACAAGGGUGGGUGGAAUCGGCCUGAACCUCACCGGCGCUGACCGUGUCAUCAUCUUCGAUCCCGAUUGGAAUCCAUCUACAGACGUUCAGGCAUGCGAGCGCGCGUGGCGCCUUGGACAAACAAGAGAUGUGACCAUUUUCCGCCUCAUGAUGAAGGGAACCAUUGAAGAGAAAAUUUAUCAUCGCCAGCUCUUCAAGCAGUUGAUGACAAACAAGAUCACCAAAGAUCCACAGCAGCGAGAAGCCUUCCACCUCAGCAACCUCCAUGAUUUAUUCUCGCUAGCUGAGGAAGAUGAUCACAAUCUUGAGACAACUCAACUGUUCAAACAUGCCGAGGUUGCCUACAAAGAAGAAGCUCCUGAAUAUCUCCCCACUAAGGCUAGCCGAGCUAAGUCCCUCCAGUCGGCUUCUGAUAAUCCGAAUGAAUCAGCGGAUAAUCUGGGCAAUAUCUCCGGCAUUGCCAACAUCGAACAAUUCAAAACCAAAGAACAGGCUGAGGAAGAGGCUAGUGGAAGUCGCAAGAACGAAAAUUCGGAGGAACGUCUCAUGCACAAAAUCUUCGCUGGCUCCGCUAUUCAUGCUGCCGUGGAGCACGACAAAAUUAUCAACGGUAAACGUGUUGUGCAAGCCGAUCCCAAGAUGAUUGAGGCCGAAGCACAACGUUUCGCCAAUAAGGCUGCUGCCGCACUUCGCAAGUCCCAAGAGAUCGCCCAAUCAGUUCCAAUUGGACUACCGACCUGGACCGGGCACCAUGGUGUUGGUGGCCGAGACCUUGGACGAGGUGGUCGAGGAGGUGCUUCAUCUACUUCUGCUCCGCUCGCUGGCCUAACUCACAUGCCUCGUGGGGAUGAGUGGAUUCCACUUCUCAAGGAGUUCUUCAAGUCCGCUCGGGGCCCAGUCAGCACACAAGUCCUCGUGGAUAAUUUUGAGAUUUAUUGCACCACUCCAACGCGGACCGAUGAGUUCAAGAACAGUUUGCAAACAUUGGCCACAAUGACCAAGGAUAGGCGCGACCGUGGGGUUUGGACUCUUCAGACCGGAGUCCCCCCCAGAGAAAGAAAUAAUCAUCUUUCAUUUAUCUUUGAUGGAGGACCUGAGGGGUAA